AUGAUUUCCAAUUAUCAAAAUGAUGCUUAUAAGGGUUUUUUGUUUGGAGUAGCUGUAAUGGUAUUUUUACACAAUACUUUCGUCUCUUUCUUUUUAUACAAAACGCGUCAAUCCAAUGUUUCCAAUAUCAACAAAAUUAUAAUAAACAUUAGUGGCACGAUAUUGUUCAUAAUAAGAAUUGUAGGAUCAUUUGCACCUGUUUGGGUAGACUUAAUUGGUUGCAAGGUUAUAAAUUCUCUAUCAUAUAUUUCAUCAUUCUUUUUUAGAGAAGCCUUGGCAUUUUUUUUAUUGUGGCGUUUGAGACAAAUUGGAAAUCAUCAAAUAGAUAAAUGGGCGAGCAUUAUCUUAUUUUCAGGAAGAACAUUAUCUCACUUUACAGCGUUUGGUUUUGCCAGAAUAUCAUUAUUACCAACCCCGCUUCGAAAUUGGUGUGCGAGUAAUUUUAAUCUCAUAUUUAAAUCAGAAACAAUCUCAAUAUGCGUAGACUUUUCAAUUGAUUUGUAUGUUACAUUUAGAUUAAUACAAAUCCUUCGUAGUUCCAGCAAUAAUCUAGCAGGUUUUAAUACAAGCACGAGAGGAAAUACAAAACACAAUUUAUUUACUGGAGUUAUAUACUGGAAUUUUGUUCGUUUAGGAGUAGCUUUUCUACUGAAUCUAAGUGCAUUUGUGGUUCUUUUAACUGCGACCAAACCUCUCAACUACGAUCAGUUUGCACCUAUAUUCUUUUUUAAUACAUUAGCUUUUGUUCUAAUGUCUUAUGUUGUGACUGUUGAUGCCGAGAUUGUUAAAGUAAUUAAUAAUCAAAAUAAAAAAGGAUCAGGUAGACCUAAAUAUAAGGAAAAAAGUUCCUCCACGAAUGCAACUAAUAAAAGUGCUGUUUCGGAAUCAUUUCCAAAACACAAUAAUCUUAAUUCAUAUAAUAACAUUCAAACUUAUGAUGUAUCCUUUAAAAGAUUGUCAUUCUUUGAAUGGUCUAAUACGAUUAUAGGUUAUGGGCAUGAGGAAAAUCGUAUACAAGAAGAAUUUGAAGAAAUUAUUGAAGUACCUUUGGAAGAUAUCAAUCAUGAUCUCGAAAAAGGCGAUGAUACAAUAGAUAUUUAA
Molecule: messenger RNA, 1101 nt
Organism: Diversispora eburnea
Lineage: Eukaryota; Fungi; Glomeromycota; Glomeromycetes; Diversisporales; Diversisporaceae
Source: the annotation of a GenBank genome assembly